AUGAAUGAUAAGGCUGAAAUGUUUGUGAUUGGAAUUUCAGCGAUGCCAUGGUUUGGAAUUGACAUUGGUGGAACGUUGGUGAAGUUGGUCUAUUUUGAGCCACGAGAUCAUGUAAUGGCAUUGAUUCAUCAUGAUGAAGUGCUUGAAACAGAGGAUGACCUCUUACGUGGACGUACUAUACAGCGUUAUUUAAUUACGAAUAAGGCUUAUGGACAGUCGGGCGUUCGAGAUGAUCACUUGCAACUAAGUGGCGUUGAAAUAAAUGGCCGAACCGGAACAAUUCAUUUCAUUCGUUUUCCAACCGAUCGAAUGGUUGAUUUUAUUGCACUCGUUAAAAGUCGAGGUUUCGCACAAAUGAGCAGUACGGUUUGUGGCACUGGUGGGGGAGCUGUGAAAUACGCAAAACUCGCUGAAACGCAGUUGAAUAUGCAAUUGCAUAAAGCUGACGAAUUAGAAUCGCUCAUAAAAGGAAUUGAAUUUGUGGCGGCCACAAACCCAGAUGAAUGCUAUUAUUAUGAGAAUCCACUGGAUGAUGAUAAGUGCAAAAAAGUGAUUUGGCGAUGGUCAAGUGGUCGUUGCUCAACAUCGGAUCUGUUGGCAGAAGCUGAAAAAGAGGGACAGCAACAAGACGGUCUACAGUAUCCAUAUAUAGUUUGUAAUAUUGGUAGUGGUGUGUCUGUUUUGGCCGUUAGAGGGCAUGACGAUUUUGAGCGUAUUUCUGGCAGCAGUAUUGGUGGUGGUUUCUUUCAAGGCUUGUGUGCAAUAAUGUGCGGUUGUGAAACAUUUGAAGAAUCAAUUGAGCUGGCAUCACGAGGAGAUAAUCGUAAUGUAGAUAAAUUAGUGAAAGAUAUUUACGGAACUGGUUAUGAUCAGAUUGGUCUGCCGGGUGAUAUUGUUGCUGCGAGUUUUGGUAAGGUGUGUUCAGCGAAGGAUCGUGAUAAGAUACGAAAGGAGGAUCUAGCAAGAUCUGCACUCGUGACCACUACUAAUAAUAUCGGUUCCAUCGCCUUCAAUGGCGCCAAAGCAUAUGGUAUUGAUCGUAUCGUCUUCGUCGGUAAUUUUCUGCGUGUGAAUCCAAUCGCUGCACGUUUACUGAGCAACGCAAUGACAUUCUGGUCAAAAGGAACGAAGAAAGCGCUCUUUCUUGUCCAUGAGGGUUAUUUCGGUGCGGUGGGUUGUUUGGAUAAAUUAGUAGAUGUUACCGAAAUGCGACGAAGAUUACGUCGUGCUCGUGAGAAUAUGAAGUUGAAUGAACAACAAGCAACAUCACCAGUAAUAGCGAACUGCGAUGAUAGUUCGUUGAAAGUACAAACAAACAACAGUAGUAUUACAAAUAUCACUGUUUCAACCACUAAUCCAUAUACUGCAAUUCCUUAA
Anisakis simplex (herring worm) is the source of this 1377-nucleotide messenger RNA. The record is from the annotation of a GenBank genome assembly. NCBI's taxonomy places the organism in Eukaryota, Metazoa, Nematoda, Chromadorea, Rhabditida, Anisakidae.